GUUAUGGAGGGAGGCACGUAUUUUGUUUGCCUCGGGGUUUCAUAGGUUAUAGUGAUGAUCGGGUGACAGCUCUGGAAAUUCCGGGGGCUGGAUAAUAACAGUGGAAAACAAAAUAGGAAUACAGUGUUUGGAAGUGGUGAUUGUUAGUGAUAAUGGCUGCAGUGGCUAGUGUUCUUCGGGCUAUUGAAAGCUUAAAUGCUGUGCAAGGGGGUCAAAGUGGCCUGGAUUCGCUGACAAGGAGAAUGGAGAAAAUGACCAGUUGCACAACGAUAGUCAACGGCAUGACCUCACCUGCAGUGAAAACCACGAAAAAUUUUGCGCAGAUCCUCGGUCUAUCAAUAAAGACCCUCCUCUGCCUCUGUAAUGACGAGGAUUCCGAUGUUCGAAUGAUGGCCGACGAGUGUUUGAAUCGAAUAAUCCGAUCAACCUCGGACGGAAACGUCUUGAAGAUCCAAUUCGAGUUGUACAACGAGAUUCACAGGAAUGCUAGUUCAAGGUCCCUCAGGGCAGCCCUGAAACGUUUUGCCCUUUUGAGUCACACAAUAAGGCCCAUAAAGGGAAAGGCUUACAUCUCUAACCUGAUUCCCUCCCUCGUAGCCAUCUCCAAGAGGCCUGAGGAAGAAGUAAUCGAUACUCUGGCCCAGUCCCUCCCCUUGAUCCUCAAGAGUUUGGGGCCCUUCAUGACUGACAAGGAUGCAAAGACCCUGCUCAAGACCUUCUAUCCCAAUUUAAGUUCUCCCCAGGCUGUAUUUAGAAGAAACGCUGGCAACAUGAUCCUCGCUACAUGUUUGCACUGUCGGAAACCCAGAAUAGUCCUGUUCUACGCCCUUAGACACCUGAUAGACACGAUGAUAUCGGUAAAUAGAACCGAGGAGAAUCUCCAUUUGGUGGUGGGAAUUCUGGGGUGCAUCAGGAUAAUGCUUCCCCACGUUGAUCAACCCCAGGAGUCAGACCACGAGACAGACGCCCACAAACUUGACUGCCUACUUCAGACCUACGAACUCUGCUUGAGGUACGUACAGCGUCACUCAGACCAUAACGUGAUCAAUGCUGCACUAGAGACACUGGCUCAACUUCUCCGUUCCCCUAAUGAGGAGUUUGUGGUACAAUUGACCUCGAAAAGUGGAAUUUCGGGAGGUAGCAGGAUUAUCUCCUUUCAGAGAACCUUGAGGAUGUCCUCUAGUGAUUCAACAGAGUCUGAGGAGGGCAACAGGGAGAGGAAUAAUGCUGAUACCGUGGAAGUGAAUUCAAUCAGUGCAAAAGAAUCCAUUCAGGACCACAAAUCCGAAAAAAAUUUGUCUGGCUCCCAAGUAUCUACUAAGGAAAAACAUCACGAGGAGACUUCGAGACUGAACAUAGGAAAUUCAUUGGAUGCGGAUGUGCCUUUGAAAUUUUGUUGUCGUUAUUUAUGUUCAUGCUUCCUGCUGGCGGGAAGACCCACCGAAUUAAUUCCAGAUAAUUUAUUUCGGGUCUCUGUAAAGUCCCUAGCACUGACCUGCAUCGGUGGUAUUAUCAGACUCUACCCAAACAUUCUUCUUCAAACGUUAGAAAAAUCCUCAAGAGCCUCCAGUGAAAAUUCCCAGAUGAUUUCCGACAUUCUGCUGUUCUCGAAACACUCGGAUCCACAACUGAGGGGGAAUGUAGCAAUGAUUGUAGGAUUAUUCUUGAAUUCAGUUUUCGUGAAAUACUGGGGCUCCUAUAAUACCCUGGAACGAGAGAUACAACAAACUAAUGAGGGAAAAAUCAUCGAUUUAAAUCAUUUAAUAAAUUUAUUAACUAAUUCCCUGGAGGAUGAAUCAGCAACGACCUCUCGUCAGGCUUUGCAAUCCCUGGACAUUUGCCUCACAUCACUUCUUCAAUCAGAGGAGAGUCAUCACUCCCUCCGGAUCCUCUUCAAACUGCUGCCACUAUCAGACAAUCCCUACUUCCUCGUGAAGAUGAACUUAUCCAAUGUUUUGAGUGAACUCCCUUUCAUCACCAUAAAGUACCUGACGACAUCUUCCACUUUCCAAUCAGACGUCACACAAAUUCUAGUCAAACUUCUGGGUGAUCAGGACCCCAGAGUUCGUAACGCAGCUGCUAAAGCCUUUGUGACAUUCACUACCACAUCCUACCAUCAAUCCCCUCAUGAGGAUGAGUGCCUCCGGAAAACGUCUCAAUACAUCGAGCAGUGCCUGAACCCCUUCAUCACAAUCAACCUGGAUUCAAAGGGGUAUCAACUGGACCAGAAGUUCUUCGUCAACAGUCUUGUUGAUCCCUUCCUCUCCUUCUACAGUGAACCCAGAAGACCUAAUACGCGGGAUCAUAUUGAAGAAUCUCUAUCCAUCAUCGUUGGUCUGCUAGCCCAGAAGCUCUUCACCUAUCCUUCCAGAUAUUUAUCCUACGGAUGCUUCGAAGCAUUGAGUGAUCUCAGCCAGUCUUAUCCAACAACUUUGUACCCAGAUGCUUGGGACUGUCGUCAAGCCAAGACACUCAUGAAAAAACCCACGUCCAAGGUCCACGCCAGUAACAGAAGUAUCACCAGUGAAUCCAUCGACUUUCCUUCAAGUCCUGAUCACUUGUCCCCCAUUGGAACUCAACUCUUAUCUUUAACAAUAUCUCUGCUCUCGUCUGAUCCCGUAAGUCUUGAUCUAGUCACCCACAAGCACAUGAUUAUUCUCGCAGGGAAUUUAAUUGCUGGAAUUUCCUUGAGAAAUCUAAAGACGAUCGAUUUAAACGAGAAGAGUGACAACAUCUCCAAAAUGUGGGCAUUGUUUGAGGACAGAGAGGUUAAUCGUCAUUUGGAGCUUUUGUUCGUACACAUAAUGCGGUUAAUAAAUAUCUUUGUCCAUGUGAUCGAUGGGAUUCAAGUCCCUUCCAGCAGCAAAUCGGGACUUCCCUCUCUGCCAACAACUCCAUCCCUCUCCCCCAGGAAGAAGAUCCAUCAGGAUAAACCGAAGGAAAGGAAGGACAACGUCCUCACGAACUCAUUCAGAGCAAAGGAACCCAUCGGUGCAUUCAGCAGUUUACCUCAUUACCUCAGAUUUCAUGACAUUUUGAAGGCCGCUCAUAUGAAUUACGUGUCAACUCUGGAUGUUGACUCUAGUCAGAUGUAUCUGGGUCUCCUGGACUCAGCCCUCCAGGUUCUAUCUCAGAUAUUCGAGGUGGCAAGUACCUUCGAGGCCAGAAAAGUAGCUGAAGAAGUGCUACAUUAUCUGGAGGCAACUCUAGCCCUGUCACCGUCUAAGACUGUUCAAUGCGUGAGACAAUUACUGAAAUCUUUAUUUGGGACUAAUCUCUCGGUUCGUUGGGACGAGCUGGAGGACGUCAGGAGCCCUGACGACAGAAUAAAGAACCCUGAAGAAUUGAGAAGAGGCUUGUAUGAUCAUUGCUUUCAGAAGCCUGGCAGGCAGAUGGCGGAUGUCAUAAAGUCGAUUGGAAAUACCUCCUGGAGCAAUGAGAACGAACUCAAGAGGUCCUCGUCAACUUCCUCCUUCCACCGCAGGGAUUCUGAUAGGAAGAUGGUGUUGGCCUUCAAAUCUUUUGCCAGGACCACUAAUCAGAAAGCAUUCUUUGUUUCGUUCAUCAGGAUCUUUGAGACAAUGGUCAUAAAAUCAUUGAACCAGUACACAACCACUAGUUCUGUGUCCUGCCAGUGUCAGGUGUUGAGUCUACUCUCGCAACUCGUGCAGUUUCACGUUAAUUAUUGUUUACUGGACACUGACAAGACAUUUAUUGACUUCGUUUUGGGACAGUUUCCCUUCAUCGAGGAAUCCCAAAUCCCCCAUGUGCAGCAACUCCUUCCGAAGAUCUUUGGUUUCUUAGUCCAUCUGUCCUACGAAAAAUACCACUCUAAGAUGAUUAUCGACAUCAGAGAAAUAAUAAAAUUGUGUGAUGGAUUGAUGGCAAGUGGACAACCCCCCACGACCCACUGUAUUCCAGCCCUGGUUCCUGUGAUAGAGGACCUUUUUCUUGCAAGAUCAUCAGCAUUGAAAACACCAGGAGAAAAAGCUGAACUGGACACCACUAGGGAAUAUCUCAUGUCCAUGCUUCUGCGAUUAGUUGAAUAUCAUCCAGUCAUUGAACUUCUAGCUCAGUGUCUCUCUGAAUGUCGAAGCGAUGAAGAUGGCGAAGAGAAGUGGAGGAAGUGGUCCAGAAUGACGAUGGACGUUGUCCUGCCUGCCCUGGCAUGCGGGAAAAUCAGGAUUGAGUUGGAAGUCGCUGGAGUUGCAAUCAUUAAACUCUUCUCAACAGUCUCACCGAGCUGCUUUAGACCUGUCGAUCCUCUACUGAAAAUUCUCUUCACUGUUCCUCCAGGGCUCAACGAACCCAGGAUCAAGCUCGAAAGGUGGCUGGGGAUGGUGAACAUCGUUAUACUUUCUCUGAUAGCUUAUGCCAAGGAAGAAACCAUGUUGUCGAGACUGGCUGAACUCAGUGUCUUCAUGACUGAGCUGGUGCACACCCUCGAUCUUCCAGACACCUUUACCAUUUACGAUACCGCUGAUCCUUUGAACGCAACUAACGUAGAGUCUUGUUCAUUAUCACCAGAGAGAAUUCUCGCCAUUUUUGCGUUCCGAGUGAUCUUCUUGGCUUCUUCCAAAAUAUGUUUGACCCUUAAUUCUGUUGAACAUCGGGACAAUCUUCUCCACAAUCGACAGAGAAUUUAUCUCCUUCAGGAACUGGCUUUUUUUCUACAAUUAUGCAUCCACAUGUUCGAGUCUGGGAGUCACUGCAAAGUGGCAAAUGCCACAAUUCAGAUGCUGAAUGAUGAAGAGUUGAUUCCAAUCGAGAAACUGAACUCCCUGAUGCUUGAAAUUUCCAUGAAGAACUGUCCAAUAUUGACGACCCACUGGACAUAUCUCAUGACACUCUUAGGAUACAAUAACAAGGACUUCUGGUCCAAGACAUUAGGAACAAAAAUUAGAAACCUAUCGCCCACAGAAGACGGAAUAAUCGUAAAUAUUGACACAAAAAUUGUGAGACAGUGUGCGACGAUUUUAUUCAGCGAUCACAUCUGUGAGAACAUGAGCGAUACAGAAUCUUUGACGUGGUUGGUGAUGAAUCACAUAGAGGAGACGAUGAAUUUGGCUAACGAAUCACCUGUUCGUGACUUAGUGACAGCUGCUGUUCACAGAAAUCCAGCAGCAAGUGGUCUCCUGAUUCAGGCGAUUUCAGCCAGAUGUUUAGAUCUAUCCAGGCCUUCUUUUGUGAAAAGAUUAUUGAGAACCCUGGAGAGCGCACAUGAGGAUCAGAGUGGUGCGGUCAUUCUAUCAAUUAUUCCAAGAUUCAUAUCGUUGAGUCAUCUCGUGCUGGGAAAGGCAGCAGGUAAAAUAGCAGCCAAGCGAGUGGAGUUGCUUCUAUCACUCCCCGAGGAAGAGGUUCUCAAACAACUGCCUAAGGAGGACCUAUUGACCCUGAUGGAGACCCUGCAUUCUACAGGGCUCGCUAAGAAGCAUGGAUUUCUUCUGGGACUCAUCAACAAUUUGGCUACUAGGUUCUACGACCUUUCUCCCCUAGAACUGGAGCACUGCAGAUCCUUCAACCCCUCCACAGUCCAGAAUAUUCACCUCGAUAAACCCUGGUUCCUGUCCCAAGUGAGAUUGAAGUGUUGUAAUCCAACGAGCAAUCCUCCAGACUCGUCAGAAGCUGCCGAACUCCUCAGUAAUCUCGACCUCGAGGACUGCGACAACAUCUUCAUGUCCAAGAACUUUGACUUGAGGAUUCUGGCAGAGUGCAUCCACCUGGGGACGAGACUGACCCUCGAGGAAGAUACGGGCAGAACAGCUUUCGUGAGAAGUACAGACUUUUCGAUUCAAAACAAACAAACAGUGGGAGAAGGAAAUUCGGAAUGUCUAUCACCCCUGUAUCAAUCUUCUCGUCAAUGUCUUUUGAUUCACGUUAGGAACAUCAUCGAUCUCCUUCCAAAGACCCACGCAGUCUACAGUCCCUGUAUGACUGAGGAUAAAAAUUUGAAGACCCUUAAAUACUCAAAGAAAUUUCAAGCUCUGAUGGAGGAUCAGAUUUUCUGGGACAGAGUCUUCACGCUGAUUCCUGCAGUGACAGCUUACCUCGAGACCCUGAAGCAAUUCAACAACCGAGGAAUAACCUGCAACAUUCCAAAAUUCGAUGAAGAAGACCUCUCGAAGUUUGCAGUCCUCUGUUUGGAGAUAAUCCACUGGAUGACGUUCACGAGGUCCUUGAAACCCCACGAAUUGGAGCUCUCCCUGACGUGUGCCACAGAGCUGCUGAAGAAUGAAAAUGUCUCCAAAAUCUUUGGUAGUGAGUCCCACUAUUCCUGGGUGUGCUCAGCCUCUAACACCCUGACUAAACUGUUGGAAUACUGGAUAUCCCCUGACGAUUCAUCUGCCUUCAGUCUUCCCCCUGUAGACGAUCGAGGCAUUCUCCAAGCCUUGAAGACUGACGCAACGAAACCUUAUGCCCUCGCCUGCCUCCAAAUGUCAAGCCUCAUCUCUUGGUUAGAAAAAACCGAUCACUCCUCUCGACAAAACGAUCUAAACAUUCCCCAGUUUAUCAAGAACCCACUGACAUCAUUGAUCAUAAUAAUCAGUAGGCAAGACCUAGUGAAUUCUUUUGUACUGACUCCUCCCCUUGUCUGGAAACACGGUUGGAUGAUUGAGGGAUCUGGUCCCACUUUAUGCCACUUCCCGUUGCUCCUCUCGACAGUUGAAUCUAACUUCCUCCAGGAGCUUGAUAUCCUCAGACAGUUCGUCUACAGAAUAACUCUUCUGGGUUGGACCUCUCGUCUACAGUUCGAGGAGAUCUGGAUGGCUUUGCUGUCAGUCCUUAGUGCAGCAUCGAGUGAAAAUGAUUCGGGUGAAUCAGAAGGAAGCAGUAUUCAAUCAACAAGUCUAGCAGUCCAGGGAAUCACAAGACUAUUGACUCAGACGUUAAUUCUUCCCCACCCUGGGAACCCUAUCAACAGUAUUGCAAUGCACCACUGCAGAGAUCCCCCUUUAUCUCUUCAGAAGCCAGCAUCACAGAGGCUGUACAUCGUCCAGGAUCUCCUGUCCUGGAAGUACCAAUCCUCCAGAGACUCUAGACUUCCCAAAGACAGUUUCCUGAAUUUUGGAGUGGACUCCCUGGGUCUUGAGCAUUUAUUCACAAGAGGUAAUAUCGAGAGGGAGAGAUUGACAACUGGAUUCGAUGAGUUAUUAUACAGCCAGUUGUCAGUUUCGUAUUUGUGGGCCUUGUGUUCCCUUCAUGAAGACAAAUUGUCAGCCUCUGUCCUAAUUUUGAAAGAAAGAAGGAAUCAAGCAUUGGCUUCAGAUUGUUUGGAUCUCGAUUCUUGCGUCAGAUUUCUAAUAGAAUUAUAUACGAGAUGGCUGUUGCCAUCUUCAGGAACACCAUUGAGACUCCUUAAUGAAGUCGUCAGAAGCAUCAUCUCAACGUCAGAUCUCUUCGUGGAGAGGGGACAAUUCCAAUGGAUGUUUGAUACUUGUUCAGAAAUGGAGAGGUAUCACACAACCGAUGAUGACAUUCUUCACAACACUUUAGUCUUUGCUGUCUGUAAGUCAGCAGCUGUGCUAACACCUCUGGACAUCGAGAGCCUCGAGAAAGUGAAAAGAGCUGUUGAUAAUGGAUUGAAGACGAGUUAUUUGCCAGGAAGAAUAGCAACUCUCCAUGGAAUUUUGUUUCUUCUUCAAAGUGCUGUCCAGGCAAACUGCGAGGAGACGAUGAAUGUCAUUCAUCCAUUGGCUAUCAAAUACAUCCACAAGCACAUUGAGAGUGCAGAAAGGCCCGAGGAUCAGAGUGAGGAACACCAGAGGACAAUGUGGGCUCUCGUUUUCUUCCUCCUAGAGCAUGCUGAAGAUACUCCGCCUGAUGCCGAAGCACCAGCUGUUCUGGAACUAGCGCUCAGUCUCGUAUCAUCUCGAAAUGUUUCUGUAGCAAUGAACCAAACUAUCCUCCAGGGAUUGGAGAGGCUUGUGGCUACCAAGAGUGUUGUUGGAAGGGUUGCUGAUCAAAUUGUGAAGGUGUCUUUGGAGAGAUUGAAGAGCAGUUGCAGUCUGAUCGCCAUCCCUGCAUUCCGAUUGCUAUUGACUUGCAUGUACUCUGAGGCUGCUGACAGGUUCAACAGAACUGCUGUCGUCAAAGAGGAACAACCACUUCCGGAUAUCGAACCUGAGGCUCUUAUGAGGACCAUCGAGAGGACUUCCGCUAUUUUCGAUAGAAUCAAGAAGGGUCAGAACAUGGAAGUGAGAAUUUUUUGUGCUGUUUUGUCGGAGAUCCUGGGCGACUUUUUCCCUCCUUUUGAGACUUUGACGAAGGUCAUUGGGGAAUUCUUGUCUCCGCAACAACCGCAUCAGAGACUGGUGUCUGGGGUUGUCUUCAAGGUUUGUGAGAGGGUCACUGGGACUGAGGAUCAGCUGACUCUUCUGCAGGACUGGGUUGUGUUCAGUUUGUCUACAUUUAUCCAAAGUUUACCGCUAGUUACCUCCACCUGGUGCCUGUCAUGUUUCUUCGUCAGUGCAUCAACGAAUAAGUGGCUCAGAGCCCUGUUUCCACAUGUACAAUCAAGAAUGGGAAAGUAUGAAUAUGAAGAUAAGAAAAUACUCUGCGUCGCUGCUGCCGAUUUUUAUAAGAAGCUUUCGAACGCGUCACAGAGGGAAGCUUUCCUGAAGAGCUUCGAAGCAGCUGGAAAAGAGCCGGGCUCUCCCUUCUGCGAUAUAAUGACAACUUUUCAAUUUACUGAGUGAUUGAAGUCAAGGCCAAAUUCUUCGUGUACAUAGAAGAAAUAUGUUGUAUUCAUAUUAUGUAAAUCAAACCAAUGAUUUUAUUUAUUCUAUCCAUAAUUAGAAACUAUUUUUCCGAUA
Molecule: messenger RNA, 8813 nt
Organism: Diachasmimorpha longicaudata
Lineage: Eukaryota; Metazoa; Arthropoda; Insecta; Hymenoptera; Braconidae
Gene: htt
Product: huntingtin
Exons: 4
Coding region: 153-8696 (2847 amino acids)
Cellular component (GO): nucleus; cytoplasm
Source: RefSeq, a predicted model, not a curated record